Messenger RNA from Homarus americanus (American lobster), 1731 nucleotides. Its product is annotated as pyrroline-5-carboxylate reductase 3-like. Gene Ontology annotation, biological process: L-proline biosynthetic process. Lineage: Eukaryota; Metazoa; Arthropoda; Malacostraca; Decapoda; Nephropidae. The transcript has 8 exons. The coding region runs from base 147 to 968 and encodes 273 amino acids. The record is from RefSeq and is a predicted model, not a curated record. Gene Ontology annotation, molecular function: pyrroline-5-carboxylate reductase activity.
GGAAGCGGAGUGAACACGACGCUCCUGGACCGACCAGGGAGUCUCGCGCAGCCUUGACAGUGACAACAGUGAAGAGAAAGGUACCAAGAAGUUACCUUUAACAGUGACUCACCAUCGUAAAUCGUAACCGGCAGUUGACCGUCACUAUGGCAGCACUGAGGAUCGGGUUUAUUGGAGCUGGCAACAUGGCACAAGCACUGGCGAAGGGGUUCAUCUCUGCAGGUGUCGCCAAGCCGGAGAACCUAGUCGCCUCCUCUCCCCCUGCUGAUGAACAUUUACUGCAACAGAUGAAGGUCCUAGGAUGCACCACGACACACAACAACCAAGAAGCCGCCGCGGACACAGACAUAGUAGUGAUCUGCGUCAAACCUAAUAUCAUAGGUCAAGUCCUCCGUGACCUGCACCCGUGUGUGACCCUCUCCCGACCUCUAGUGACCUCCGUGGCUCUAGGAGUGACACUAGCUGACAUCGAGACUGCCCUGCCCCCGGAGAGUAGGGUGAUAAGGGUCAUGCCCAACACCCCUGCCCUGGUACAGAUGGCUGCGUCAGUGUUUGCCAAGGGUCGACACGCUACUCUAGAUGAUGCCCGGCUGACCCACAGGAUGCUCUCGGCUGUGGGAGAAUGUGACGAGGUGCCUGAGACCUUCUUGGACGCCGCCACGGGACUAAGCGGUUCUGGUCCUGCCUAUAUGUACGUGGCCCUGGAGGCGCUGGCUGACGGUGGUGUCAAGAUGGGACUCCCUCGAUCCUUGGCCCUUAAGUUAGCUGCCCAGACCAUGAUGGGGUCAGCGAAGAUGGUGUUAGCCACAGGUAAACAUCCGGGCCAGCUGAAGGAUGACGUCUGCUCUCCUGGGGGCUGCACCAUCCAGGGGGUCCACACACUAGAGCGAGCUUGUCUGAGGGCAGCGCUCAUCGAUGCAGUCCAAACUGCCACUGCCACCUCUAUUUCUGCUGCCGCCGGGAAGUAGUUACUGUCAUCGGAAUGUAACUAUUGUCGUGCACUUAAUUUGGUUCAUCUUUCCUGACGCCGGGAUGCAGCUCCUACUAUCUGCCUCCCCGCCCCUCCACACUCAGUCAUCAAUAGUUAUAUAUACUUGCGUCAGCACAAACACACAAUUUGUAUAAGGAUAUGUUACUUUGUUAUGUUAUAUUUGGAUUUUAGUAUUUUGUAAUUUUUUAUUAUAUAUAUAUAGAUAGAUAGAUAGAUAAAUAGAUAGAUAGAUAGUGUGUGUGUGUGUGUUUUACAGUACAAUGUUUUUUCCACACUAGCUAAAAAUGUUCAAUCAAUAUCACUGAUUUUGUACUGCUCUACUGGACUGUACUACACUGGAUUGUAAGGUACUGUACUACUGCACUGUACUGUAAUACGUUACUACUCUGCACUGUUCUGUACUAUACUAUAAUGUGCUGUAGUAUACUGUACAGUACUGCAUUUUAUUGUACUAUACAGUGCAAUAAGGAACUGAACAGCACUGAACUAUGCUGUAUUGUUGUUUGAAUUUACUGUACUGUAGUGUAUUGUAAUAUAAUGUACUAUACUUCACUGUAAUAUAGUGUAUUGUACUAUACUGGACUGUUAUAAUUUACCGUACUAAGGAUAUACUGUAAUGUUGUGUAUUAUACUGCACUGUAAUGUACUUUUUAUACGCACUAAUGUAUGUUGUGUAGUGAAUUGUCAUACACUGUACUGUACUCUGCUGUUCUUACAUAUAUAAACAGUACUUCAUAUCA